Bolinopsis microptera is the source of this 2219-nucleotide messenger RNA. Its product is annotated as paired mesoderm homeobox protein 1-like. The record is from RefSeq and is a predicted model, not a curated record. The transcript is spliced from 7 exons. Bases 448 to 1167 code for a protein of 239 amino acids. Gene Ontology annotation, biological process: regulation of transcription by RNA polymerase II. Gene Ontology annotation, molecular function: RNA polymerase II transcription regulatory region sequence-specific DNA binding; DNA-binding transcription factor activity, RNA polymerase II-specific. Lineage: Eukaryota; Metazoa; Ctenophora; Tentaculata; Lobata; Bolinopsidae.
GAGGCGCUGUGUUAGUCAUAUCUUAGGAUUUAGGUUUACAUUGUUUCCCCCUUUUAUUGUCUUGUAUUGUCAUCUCUCAAGCUGAUCCGGAUAGCUCUUUGUGGCGACCAGAAUCAAGACAGUUCGCAGUGGGAGCGUGUUUGCAGACAUCACAGCUUUGGUGAAUUGUCAGAAUAUCUUCUCAGAUGUCAUUUGCCACGUUGAUAUCAGGACAUUUUGUUGAUUGUAGAUCUGGAGGAUGGGUGAUCCUCAUCUACUCAUCUACUCAUCUACUGGAAUCUCAGUUUCUGGUGUUAUCUAAACCCUGUGGAUAUCUUCUCAUCGGGAAACGCACCUGUUGAUGAAUAAUGUGCAACAUUUCCUCGUAGAUUGUCCGUUUCAUUUGUUUAUGAAUCUCCAGCUGAAGAAGAGUUACAUACGGACUACGAAACUGUCAAAGGUUUUCUGAUGCCGAGUAAUAACAACGCCUGUGCUAUGGGACGGUUUCAGAUGCCCACCUCUAUUCCGGGCCUCCCAGGAGGAUACAGGUUACCCCCGGACGUUAAUCCUGCCCUCCACUAUUCCUCCUUCGGACCACACAGGAAACAAAGAAGAAACAGGACUAAUUACAGUGCUGCUCAACUUAACGAACUAGAACUCGUUUUCCAGAGAACAAGGUAUCCUGACAUUUUCACCAGAGAGGAGCUAUCGCUGAGACUUGGGAUCCCCGAGGCUAGAAUUCAGGUUUGGUUCCAAAACCGACGUGCCAAAUGGAGGAAAAGGGCUAAGAUCCUGGACAAGGGAGAUGAAGAGGAAGCCAGCUCAACCACUCAGUGCCAUGUCGGUGUGAUCAGUCCAUGUGGGAGCGAGAAGGACGAGAAGCCGUCAGACCUACCUAUCUCAACAGUAGCCUCCUCGACUAGUCCAGUUAGCAGGGUCAUCGCCGGUAUCGCUGAGACCCACUCUGCGCAGAUGCUAAAAGAGAAGCUGAUAAAAGGGGAGAUGACAGACGUUCCCAUCUCAGUUGGGGGCGAACCCGAUAAAUGGGGCAUACCGAGCAUGAAUAUCUUCAGCCAACACCAACAGAUAAUUCAGCAGCAGCAACAGCUGCAACAACAAACGUCACAUCCUGGCCACCCACAACACCCGGCCCAGCCUGACAACUUCAACUUUCUGGAAAUGAGCUGAUUUGCGUGACAAGCUACGUGAUGAAACGUUAGAGAUAACGCGUGAUAGACGACGAUUGAGAAAGCUACGUAAAGGUGGUGGUGAUGUGCGCGGCUUUGUUUGCACGUGCUGAAAUGAAGAGCAAUAGACAGGCAAUGAUCAGUCAGUAUGAUAUUGAAUAACACUGGGAAAAGGGGUCAUAGGACUGUGAAUGCAGCAUUUUAAUUCAUUGGUUGGUAUACUUAAAAUUUUACUAUAACUAUAACGAUGUUUUUAUGAUGGCAGAUUAGGAUAUUGGUUAUUAAAUAUAUAAGUUGUUAAAUGUUAAUAAGCAGAGUAUUAAUUAGGGUUUAGUUAGAUGGGCUAAUGAGUAAUGGCUUGUCUGUACAAGCAUCAACUAAUUUUAAAUGAUAUAAGCAUUUCUGAUAUUCAUUUCAGUAACGAUUGCUUCUACUUACAACUCCCUUAAUGGCUUAAUUUGAUAUUUGUUCAACCUCAGCUCCAAGAAUGUACAACAAUCUCUAAAUCGUGACUUUGAUGUUCAAUCUGUACGUUGCAGAGUAUUUAUAUUAAAUCGUAUGGUCCUAAAAAGUCUUAUUUUGUUGAUGCCGGAAUAUAUUUUGCGUCAGACUUUAAGUGUAGCACGGAGAUUCAGGCUUUUAGCGAUUCUUUAAACCUAAUAAACCCAGACUUAUACCCGGCCAACCACGCUCGCACAUACACACACUCAAUUACUACCUCGCUGAAUUCAUUUGCCAUUUAAUUUGAGUAACAUACAUUAUGAUAUAUUCAGGGAGGGAAGCGAGCCUACCUCACGCUGCUUUUAGCAAGUUUAUACGCCCAGCUCCGUAUUUACGAGGCUUGCUAAUGGAUAUUUCUUGUUUCCACUUUAAGAGAGGAAGUCUUGUCUUGUCAUGGAGUUACUUAGGAACACUUUAUUUAUUGCAAUAGUGUGUAGAAAUUUUUUGAUGAAUUUCAGAAUUUCGCUGUUCUAGUUAUUAGAUGUAUGAUACACGUUUUGUAUACUGACUGGAAAAUCAACCAAAUUUUAUUGUUUAAGUCAUGCCAUAUAA